AGGACAUGGUGGGAGAUGGGGAAAGAGGCCAGAGAUGGGAGGAACAAGUGGCCAUUCACUUGUGGGUCCCACCCUUGAAGCUCCCACCCCUUUACUGCUCCAAGCUGUCAGGGACACACACAGGCCGGCCCAGUCGCUGGCCAACCUCAAGGGCAAUGGACAGCCUCGUUUGUGCCCUCUGCUUUAUAGCACUCAGCACCCUCAAGGGGGAGCCGGUGGGGAUUGCAGGUGGGGAAAUAGGCUCAGAAGGGUGUCCAAGGUCUUGCAGUGUGUCAGGGGCAGAACUGGGACUGGCACUCAAGUCUCUGGGUGCCCUUGCUUGUCAUGAACCCCAGAGAAAGGAUGUGGGAAGAGGAGUGGAUGGGACACUAACCUCUGACCUUGUCCCAUUCCCCAGGGCACAGGGGAGAGCUCCCAAGGACCAGGGGAAGCAGAGGCUCCCAAGAAGGGCCUGGUCCAGAUGGAGGAGAACUCCAUCUACUCCUCCUGGCAGGAAGGUGAGUCGGGGAGGUACAGGGGCAGCCUCAGCCCUAGCACAAACAGGGCUGGGAUCUUUCCGGGACCCCCCGGGGGGCUGUGCUUGUGGCCCUCACGGCGCCGUGCCUGCAGUGGGCGAGUUUCCAGUGGUGGUACAGAGGACGGAGGCAGCCGCCCGCUGCCAGCUGAAGGGGCCCUACCUCCUGCUGCUGGGCCAGGACUCCAUCCAGCUGAACGAGCCCGCCAGCCCCCAGGCGCUCUACACCUGGCCCUACCGAUUCCUGCGCAAGUUCGGCUCCGACAAGGGCGUGUUCUCCUUUGAAGCCGGCCGCCGCUGCGACUCGGGCGAGGGCCUCUUCGCCUUCAUCAGCCCCCGCUCCCGCGACCUAUGCGGGGCCGUAGCCGCCGCCAUCGCCCGCCAGCGGGAGCGGCUCCCGGAGACGGCGGGGCCCCAGCCCUGCCCCCUGCCGCGGGCCACCUCCCUGCCCUUGCUGGAGCCUCCGGGGGAGCUGCGGGAGGUGCCCCCGGGGCCCGAGGCGCCCGGCUCCCGGAGGGCGCGCGCAGCCGAGCCCGGGCCCCAGAGCCUGCCCCCUCUGCUGGGCCCCGCAGCCCCGGACGAGCCGGCGCCCGCGCUCUACGCGUCGGUGUGCAAGCGGGCCAGCCGGCUUCCGGACGCCGCCGAGCACCUGUACGAGAACCUGUGCGUGCUGGACGCCGGCCCAGCGCCCGACGUCGGCUGUCCGGAGCAGGAGGGCCCGGGCGGCCGCAGCCCCCUGGCCAGCCACAUCUACCACAAUAGCCAGGACCUGGGCUGGCCCGGCGCGGCCCAUGACAGCAGCCUGGAGGCCCAGUACCGGCGGCUGCUGGAGCUGGAGCUGGCCGACGACGGCGACGAGGCGGGGGGCUGCGCCCGCGCCGGCGCCCACUUGGGCUUCAAGGCCAAGCUGGUGACGCUGCUGAGCCGCGAGCGCAGGAAGGGACCGGCUCCCUGCGACAGGCCCUGACCGAGUAUCGUGGCGGCCGGAGGAGAGGAAGGCUCUCUCCCUGGGACAAGAGGGCGGGGGAACAAUGGACAUCUGCAGACACACCCCCACACUCACUCUAGCCUGGAGGGACAAGGCAGACAGCCUGGGGAGGACCCCUCAGGUGCCCUGCUGGACCCCAGUGUACAGUGUACAGAUUUGCUGGUAAUAAAGCCUUUUAGU
Messenger RNA from Globicephala melas (long-finned pilot whale), 1682 nucleotides. It is a transcript of the gene DOK3, whose product is annotated as docking protein 3. The record is from RefSeq and is a predicted model, not a curated record. Gene Ontology annotation, biological process: Ras protein signal transduction; positive regulation of MAPK cascade; cell surface receptor protein tyrosine kinase signaling pathway. Gene Ontology annotation, cellular component: cytoplasm. Lineage: Eukaryota; Metazoa; Chordata; Mammalia; Artiodactyla; Delphinidae.